AUGUCUAAAAUCAAAGGUCAAGUAUUUAUGGCUUUGGUUUGUAGGAAGAACUUCUGUAGCAAAUGCAGAUUAUUUAAGACUUUUGCUGGAUUAUAUGUUUAUGGGCUGAACGACAACAUGGCAGUACGUUCAGUGACACUAUGUACAGAAAAGCUGUUUAAAGUUUUAGUCAUUGGGGAUCUAAGUGUUGGGAAAAGCAGCAUAGUCUUGCGGUAUGUUAAUAAACGCUUUGAUGACGAAUACAAAGCAUCUAUUGGAAUUGACUUUGCUCUAAAAACUAUUGAAUGGGAUGCAAAGACAGUGGUGAGGCUGCAGCUUUGGGAUAUUGCGGGCCAGGAGAGAUUUAAGAAUAUGUCCAGAGUGUUCUACAAAGAGGCGAUGGGAGCAGUAGUGGUCUUUGACAUUACAAACAGCUCCACCUUGGAGGCUGCCUCAGAGUGGAAGCAGGACCUGGAUAGCAAAGUUUGUCUCGACAGCGGACGUCCGGUCCCUGCUGUCCUGCUGGCCAACAAAUGUGACAUGACAGGAAGGGACAGAGAUUUGGUGUCCUUGCUGGACUGCUUCUGUAAAGACAACAGCUUCAUUGGCUGGUUUGAGACAUCUGCAAAGGAUGACUUUAGUAAACAUAUUUCGUCAUACGAUCAAGACAUUACCAACAACAUCAUGGGAAACUGGUCCAUGAAUGGCCCCUUAAAACCCCCAGGUUCACAAUGUAUUACUUGUCUUGGCAAUUAAAAAAAAGUGUAAAUUAUUCACAGAAUUUGCCCCACUUAAGCACACUAUUAACCAAGGAAGGUCCUUUACUAUUACUUAAUCAAAUUUAACUUUAACACCUUCAUUAUUGAAUUUGGUUACGCCAAAUAACCAAUAACACAAUAAGGUGAGGAACAAUUAUCCUUCCGAAUAGAUAGAUUGUAAUAAAUAGUUUUUCUUUCAUUUGCCUAUACCUGACGAUUUAAAAUGAGAUUAUGUAAGUUUUGAACAGCUACACUGUAUUUGACCACUUAGCAAAAGGACUAAUAUUAACAUACUCUCUUAGCUGACCGACUAACUGAAACUGAAUUAUUUAUGUAUUAAUUUGCUUGUUUGAUGGUUUUUGUAUUAUAUUUUUUGUAUGACAAAUUUUACUUACACUACAGUGUAUGCGUGGAUUUUAACACUGCAGCUAUAUGGCCUGUUCAUAAAACGUUUUCAAAUAUUAACAAACAGGAACAACUUUCAGCCAAGGUUUAAACAUCGAGCCAAACACUCAGCUCAACGGAUGCAUACACAAUGUUCUAAAUGAUAUUCCCCUCAC
Molecule: messenger RNA, 1297 nt
Organism: Etheostoma cragini (Arkansas darter)
Lineage: Eukaryota; Metazoa; Chordata; Actinopteri; Perciformes; Percidae
Gene: rab32b
Product: RAB32b, member RAS oncogene family
Exons: 3
Coding region: 1-735 (244 amino acids)
Biological process (GO): endosome to lysosome transport; phagosome-lysosome fusion
Cellular component (GO): lysosome; late endosome; phagocytic vesicle
Molecular function (GO): GTPase activity; GTP binding
Source: RefSeq, a predicted model, not a curated record